This is a messenger RNA of Ceutorhynchus assimilis (cabbage seed weevil), 3165 nucleotides long. The record is from the annotation of a GenBank genome assembly. Lineage: Eukaryota; Metazoa; Arthropoda; Insecta; Coleoptera; Curculionidae.
UUUUUUGUUUUAACGGUUUUCUAUGCAUUGGUGAUUUGUUUGGCUUUGAUUGAAGUAUAAAAAAGUUUCUACCUGUGGUACCUGUUCCUACAUGUGUAGUUUUAUAUUAUAAUGUGACAUUUCCAAUAUUUUACUCUCAUAUUUAUCAUUUUUUACAAUCGUUUUAUACAAAAUAAUUUGAGGAAUGCACUAGACCCAAUUUCACAGUUUGUAUGAUAAAAAUCAGUGCAUGAUUAGAACAUGAAGAGCAAGAAAGAUCCGACCACCCCGAGACGCAGGGCUUCGGUGUCGAAAAAUGGGGGCAUCACGAAAGCUGCCAGGGUAUUAUCACGUCCAGUUUCGACUAGUACGGCCCCCUCUAAGCCUCCGACAGCUUGUAAUAUUAAGGUUGUUGUAAGAAUUCGUCCAGCCAAUGAGAGGGAACAAGAAAAUGAAAAAUUCGACAAUGUAGUAAAAUUCAUAGACAACUCCACGCUGAUUUUCGACCCUAAAGAAGACGAGCAGCCCUUUUUUUUCCACGGAGUCCAACAGAAAAGCCGCGAUCUUCUCAAAAAAACCAAGAAAGACAUUACUUUUCAUUUUGACCGAGUUUUCAAUAAUGCUUCGACCAACUUGCAAGUGUUUGAUAGCAGCACUAAAAGCCUUAUCGACACGCUAAUGGAGGGCUGCAAUUGUUCAGUGUUUGCCUACGGAGCUACCGGCUCUGGAAAAACAUAUACAAUGAUUGGAAAUUCUAGAAACCCGGGAAUUACCUACUUGACAAUGAAGGAAUUGUUCCAACGGAAAGAAGAUUUGAACGCAGAACGGGAGUUUGAAUUGAUGCUGACUUACAUAGAAGUGUACAAUGAACUAGUUAAAGAUUUAUUAAACCCUGGAGCCCCAUUAAAUUUACGAGAGGAUGAAAAAUACGGCGUGGUUAUUCGAGGAGUGAAAGGCCACAAAAUCACAAAUCCUGACGAACUAUUCAAUUUACUAGAAAUUGGCAAUAAGAGGCGCACUCAACACCCAACCGAUGCGAAUGCUGAAAGCAGCCGGUCCCAUGCUUUACUACAAGUUUACAUUCAAAUGACAUUUAAAAAUACUCGAGAAAUAAGAAGAGCAAAGUUGAGCAUGAUUGAUUUGGCUGGAAGUGAACGGGGUUCCGCAACUGGUUUUGUAGGAGCUCGUUUCAAGGAAGGAGCCAAUAUUAACAAAUCUUUAUUAGCUUUAGGAAAUUGUAUUAAUAGUUUAGCAGACGGACAACGCCACGUACCAUACAGAGACUCCAAAUUAACAAGGCUGUUGAAAGACAGCUUGGGUGGUAACUGUCACACCAUCAUGAUUGCUAAUGUUUCCCCAGCUUCAAUGAGCUUUGAUGACACAUAUAACACUUUAAAAUACGCUACUAGAGCUAAAAAAAUCAAAUCCAGCCUCAAACGGAAUGUGGUUAAUGUUGAUAUGCAUAUCGAUCAAUACAUUAAGCUUGUUGAAGAUUUGCAACAAGAAAAUUCCACAUUGAAAACGGAAAAUCAAAGGUUGAAAAAAAAACUUGAAGACCUAGCGCAAACAUCUACUUCCAUGACCACAUGUGAUAAUGAUUGUCAAAAGCAAAUUGAAGAACUAAUUAGGGAGAAAAAUGAAAUCAAGAAACAGUUAGAAGAAGUUUUAGCUGCAAAAGCUCCUGAUUCUGUAACCAAACAACCAAAUACCUAUUUGAUACGUCAAAAUACUGUGAUUCUUGGCAAUGACGCAGGAGAUUCCUUUAAGUCACCCAUUAAAAUUGACCCAAAAAUAAUUUCAGUAUUCAAACAAACAAUCUGCGAUAAAAAGGAACUGAUGCAAAGAGAAUACCAAUGUCAAAGCAUGAGGUUGGGAAUGAGUUUGAGACGGGAAUUGAAAGCUGACAUAAAAUCUAGAUUGAGCUCCCUUUAUGUGGACACACCUGAGAAGGAGGAAAUGCGCCGUAAGAUUGACGAACAAGUUGACAGGUAUGAGAAAAAAGAGAAAGCUACUUCAACAAAUGUAGACGAAAUACAACAAAAAUGCUCAGUGGUUGAUAGAGAGCUGCAAGAAUUGGUCGACAAACAUCCUGAAUUGUUGGAGGAAUUCAGGCUGGCUAAUUUAGAAAUUGACGCAUUGAAUUAUAAGUAUAAGUCUGACUUAAAACAAAAAGAAUUGGAAGUCGUUUUUGAUGAUCACAAAGACAAAUCUUCCGUUCUCGAAACUAUGGCCAAGCUCCUCAAGAACCUCUUUUUGGCAGUAGGAGGUAAAGAUGGCGCUCCAGAAAGCAUCAAGAAGCAAUAUCAUGACAUUGUAGCCAUGCUAAAUGGCAAAAAGAGCCUUAAAUGGCACGAAACGGAAGAGCCAGAGCCUAUGUUGGAGAUGGAUCCAGCUGUAAGUUCUGCGUCACAGCCGGUCAGUCCAAAUGAAGAAAAAUCGAGGGCCAUCAAACGUAAAAUCGAAACUGACAGUCAACUUUCACUGGAUUCAACGUUUACUCAGAGUAAAUCUCCAAAGACACCUAAUUGCAAACUAGGAUCCAAAUUAACUGUCAAUAGUAAUACUCAUAUAGUGGCAAAAGGCAAGACACCAAAUAAAAGGCUGGUAGGAUAUGCGUCACCAAGAAGAUGCUCUCCUAGAACUGCACUGUCUCCUAGGAAGAAAGUAUCGCCACGAAGCAAGGAAAAUAAUGUGAGAAAAGUUAUCGCUAGACCAGACACUGCUAGGACUCUUCCUAGAAAAGCUACUGUUUCCAAGCCUCGUGAGGACCGUCCCAGAUUUAGAUUGUGAUUAUUUUCCUCAAGAUUUUAAUAAUUUUAUUCCAAAUUUAGGACAGAAAUAGCAUAUUAUCAUAAAAAGGCCAUGACUCGUUUAGAAUUUUCUAUUUUUUUUUUUGAUGCUGCAAAACGAGUCAUACCCUUUUUCCUUCUACCAGCUACUACUAAUUUACGCUUCACUGUAAGGGACAGCAUCUAUUUUGAAAACUGAAUUUUGGAAUGAUAAUAAACUGUGAGUCAAUAACGUAGGUAUUACCAAACCUUGCCGAGAUGGUCAAAGACUUAUAACCGCAUCAGAUAUGUUUGCAAUUAUUAUGACUUUUGCAUAUGUUUUAAAUGUUCAGUUUUUUUUUUAAAUGUUUAUUGAAAUAUAAAUAAUAAAAUCGCUUUAGGAGAAUUUAUUUAUUUU